Messenger RNA from Blepharisma stoltei, 1424 nucleotides. Lineage: Eukaryota; Ciliophora; Heterotrichea; Heterotrichida; Blepharismidae. The record is from the annotation of a GenBank genome assembly.
AUGAAGGCUCUUGGGACAAGAGGAAAAUGCAGAAAUUUUGCUGGCGAUGAAAGAUUAUUCUUAGUAGCAUGACUAAACGACGAUUAACUAUAAUAAGGUAAAAUAAUAGCUAUUUAAAUCCAAAAAGUAUAUUUUAUUUAGGGAAAACUAAUGACUCUAACGAAGAUAGCUCUCUUGUUAAAUUUACUUGUGAAGACAAAAAAAGCCCAACCCACAGAAGUGCUUUCUCAAUCGAUGAAUUUAAAUUAAAAUCUCUCUCUACACCUAACAAGCCAAGCCAUAAACGAACGAUAAGUGGGACUCAUGGAUACUUCACAGAGCUAAGAAAUUUUGAAAAUAAAUCGCUACCUUCAGACAACCAAAACCAAGAAUCAGUUGAAAAUUUCUUCGCAAAUAAGUACAAAAAUCAAAUGUUACCUGAUUUGUAUGAGUAUGAUGAAACACUUAUAUUAACUGACGAUGCAGAAGAUACUGUACAUACAGAUUUUCCAGAACAGAAAUCCCCACUUGGAUUGGAAGAUUUCGGAGAAAUAAUUGAAAUGAUUGAAAACAAGGAGACAGAAAAAGGCAAAAUAAAAGAUAAAAAAUUGCAGCAGCUAAAACAAAUGCUGCUUGGAAAAGUGAAAAAUAAUGCUUUGCCUAGCUCGAUAUCCUUUUCGAAAAAUGAAUUAUUAAGCACUGAUAGACUUUCCAAUCUAAUUACAUCUUCAAUUUCUUCAAAUAAUACCCAAGCUGGCCCUGGAAGCUCAAUUCUACUAAAUGAACCCAGUAUUGAGUCUCCUGAUUAUAAUCAUUUUUUUAAAGGAGCUAGCAAACCGGUUGAUAACAAAAAUAAAAUUGAAGAGAUUUUAGCUCAUGUUUGCAAGAAAAAUUCUUAUCAAAUUAACACGAUUAUACGCAAAAUAAACAACGCGAAAUGAGCGAAAAGGUUUAUUGUAGUCUUCGACAGCUCCCAAAAUGCUGACUCUUCCCCUUCAAAAUGCAAUUAUUAGGAUUAUAUAAAUUUUGAUUUAAAGAGCUAAAUUUGUUGAUAUAGAAUUCUAAUUGCACUCAACCAUUUAAAAUAUAAUAUUUUUUCGUAAAAUAUCAAAUUACCACCAAGAGAAUAUAUAUAAAAAUUAUAAUUUUUACCUAUAAAUAAAACUUUGAUCGAAUUGAAGGGGAAUUUGUCUACCAAAAAAUGAAAAUUUACAGAUAUUUUUUCUUAAAUGUUAAGGGGGAUUGAGGAUGUUGGCGUUUAUGGCAAAGAAUUUAUAAAUUUUCGAAAAAUCGACGGCAGUCAAAAUUUUCCUGAAAAUAUUUUUAAGCCGCAAAUUGAGUGUGGAUUGAUAUAUGAUGAAUCAGAGCAGCAGCUUCAAGAGAUAAAUAGUGAUGAAGAAGCAGAUGCAGUCAUCUUAUAUGAAUCUUUAAUUGCUCAAAAGUAA